Messenger RNA from Adelges cooleyi (spruce gall adelgid), 1495 nucleotides. RefSeq names its product cathepsin B-like. Gene Ontology annotation, biological process: regulation of catalytic activity. Gene Ontology annotation, molecular function: cysteine-type endopeptidase activity. The record is from RefSeq and is a predicted model, not a curated record. Gene Ontology annotation, cellular component: lysosome. The coding region runs from base 58 to 1068 and encodes 336 amino acids. The transcript is spliced from 6 exons. NCBI's taxonomy places the organism in Eukaryota, Metazoa, Arthropoda, Insecta, Hemiptera, Adelgidae.
AUAAGAGCAAACGUUGUGUUGUUGUUAAUAUUUUAAUACAUUUUUUUAAUCUAAACCAUGUCGAGAGUUUUUAUUUUGCUGUCUGUCGUUUUGUUUAGUAUUUGUCAAACUGAGCAAGCACAUUUUCUAACCGACGAUUACAUUAAUCAAAUAAAUAAUGAAGCAACAACAUGGAAGGCCGGUAAAAAUUUCGCUUCGGACACUCCCGUCGAGUACUUUAAGAGCAUGUUGGGGUCCAAAGGCGUAAGAAAAUCGUCAAAAGGUCCGUUAAAAACUGAUGAUUCGAAUUAUAUUAACUUCCAUUACAUUCCUCCUAUAUUCGACGCGAGAAUAAGGUGGAGACACUGUCAAACGAUCGGCCACGUCCGAGAUCAAGGAAUGUGCGGCAGCUGUUGGGCAAUAGCGACCACGAGCGCUUUUUCCGACCGCCUAUGCAUAGCCACCGACAGGAAAUUCAACCAACUGAUUUCUGCUGAAAAAUUGACUUUUUGUUGUUAUUUUUGCGGUUUUGGAUGUUUUGGCGGGUGGCCAAUCAUGGCCUGGAGAUACUUCAAAUAUUUUGGCAUUGUCACCGGAGGAGACUACGGCAGCAACGAAGGUUGCCAACCAUACAGAGUACAGCCAUGUUCAGUUGACGAGACAGGAAAUAACACGUGCAGUGCUGCACAUAUUGAAAAACCACACAGGUGCAGACGAAAAUGUUACGGUAACACCACCAUUGAUUACCACAACGACCACUUCUACACCAGAGACGCGUACCACCUUACGGCUGCGAUGAUUCGAAAGGACGUGAUGGCUUACGGCCCAGUCGAAGCGUCUUUCGACGUGUACGACGACUUCUUUAGCUACGAAUCUGGCGUCUACGUGAAGACGGAAAACGCUACUUAUUUAGGAAGACACUCCGUAAAAUUAAUCGGUUGGGGAGUCGAUUGGGAUGUACCUUACUGGUUGAUGGUGAACUCGUGGAAUCCCAACUGGGGUGAUAAGGGAAUGUUCAAGAUCCGAAGGGGCACUAACGAGUGUGGAAUCGAAGAUUUGGUGACAGGUGGCGUGCCCGUUACUUACUAAAAACCAAAAAAAUAAUAAAAAAGCAUGUAGUCUAAACUCGUUAGUUAUAUAACUUGUAUUGUAUAUUUUUAAUAUGCGACAAUCCCAAAAUGAAAUUAUUAGAGUAAUAUAGUUUAAAAUUAAAAAACUUUUGGUUUAUUACUUGUGAACUGAAAAAAGACUAAAAAUGCAGAAUCAAAAGAACUGGUAGGAGAAUGGGGUAUUGUAGAUUUAAGAGCGAAAACAAGGUUGAGGAUCCGUUUUACCUGUAAGGGUUUUUGACUUUAAUGCUCAAAUUAAGAUUUAGUUAUGAAUUAACCAUGUCAGGUUAAUAAGUCGGACCGUAAACAAUUUAAAUUCAUGAGUUUGGAUAGGUAAUGGCUUCUUAUCUAUGGCCACGUGGCAUGUAUUCUGUUGUUGCCGCACGGUCUAUCAACUAAAUAUGAAA